This is a messenger RNA of Condylura cristata (star-nosed mole), 6936 nucleotides long. It is a transcript of the gene MAPK9, whose product is annotated as mitogen-activated protein kinase 9. The record is from RefSeq and is a predicted model, not a curated record. Bases 47 to 1195 code for a protein of 382 amino acids. Gene Ontology annotation, biological process: protein phosphorylation; JNK cascade. Gene Ontology annotation, cellular component: cytoplasm; nucleus. The transcript is spliced from 11 exons. Gene Ontology annotation, molecular function: JUN kinase activity; ATP binding. Lineage: Eukaryota; Metazoa; Chordata; Mammalia; Eulipotyphla; Talpidae.
CUGAGGAUUGUAACCAGCUCUCUGGAGUAUUGUAUGAUACUACAUCAUGAGUGACAGUAAAUGUGAUAGUCAGUUUUACAGUGUGCAAGUGGCAGACUCAACUUUCACUGUCUUAAAACGUUACCAACAGUUGAAACCAAUUGGCUCUGGGGCCCAAGGAAUUGUUUGUGCUGCUUUUGAUACAGUACUUGGGAUAAAUGUUGCUGUCAAGAAACUAAGCCGUCCAUUUCAAAACCAAACUCAUGCAAAGAGAGCUUAUCGAGAACUUGUCCUCUUAAAAUGUGUCAAUCAUAAAAAUAUAAUAAGUUUGUUAAAUGUGUUUACACCACAAAAAACUCUAGAAGAAUUUCAAGAUGUGUAUUUGGUUAUGGAGUUAAUGGAUGCUAACUUAUGUCAGGUUAUUCAUAUGGAGUUGGACCAUGAAAGAAUGUCCUACCUUCUUUACCAGAUGCUUUGUGGUAUUAAACAUCUGCAUUCAGCUGGCAUAAUUCAUAGAGAUUUGAAACCUAGUAACAUUGUCGUAAAAUCAGACUGCACUCUUAAGAUCCUUGACUUCGGUCUGGCCCGGACAGCAUGCACCAACUUCAUGAUGACUCCCUAUGUGGUAACGCGGUAUUACCGGGCCCCUGAAGUCAUCCUGGGCAUGGGCUACAAAGAGAAUGUGGACAUCUGGUCUGUCGGGUGCAUCAUGGCAGAAAUGGUCCUCCACAAAGUCCUGUUUCCAGGAAGAGACUAUAUUGAUCAGUGGAAUAAAGUUAUUGAGCAGCUGGGAACACCGUCUGCUGAUUUCAUGAAGAAACUUCAGCCAACUGUGAGGAAUUAUGUAGAAAACAGACCAAAGUAUCCUGGAAUAAAAUUUGAAGAACUCUUUCCAGAUUGGAUAUUCCCAUCAGAAUCUGAACGAGACAAAAUAAAAACAAGUCAAGCCAGAGAUUUGUUAUCAAAAAUGUUAGUGAUAGAUCCUGACAAGCGAAUCUCUGUAGAUGAAGCUUUGCGUCACCCCUAUAUUACUGUUUGGUAUGACCCUGCUGAAGCAGAAGCGCCACCACCACAGAUUUAUGAUGCCCAGUUAGAAGAAAGAGAACAUGCAAUUGAAGAAUGGAAAGAGCUAAUUUACAAAGAAGUAAUGGAUUGGGAAGAAAGAAAUAAGAAUGGUGUUGGAAAAGAUCAAUCUUCAGCACAGAUGCAGCAGUAAGUAGCAACGCCACUCCUUCUCAAUCGUCCUCUAUCAAUGACAUUUCAUCCAUGUCCACUGAGCAGACACUGGCCUCAGACACAGACAGCAGUCUGGAUGCCUCAACAGGACCCCUUGAAGGUUGUCGAUGAUAAGUUAAAAAUAACAAGCUUGUUAUCAGUGGAGGAACUCUUGCUUCCGUGGGCCGGAAAUGCUUGGGAAUUGAUGGAACCAAAUAGAAAACUCCAUGUUCUGCAUGUACGAAACACGAUGCCUUGCUCCCUACUCAGUUCUAAUAGGAUUGCCUGCUUAGAUUAUAAAACAAAGCAGAUUAUAUCUGACGAAAGAAGUGUUAAGUCACACUUUUAGAGAUUUUGUUCAGGAUCAUUUCAGGUGAGCAAUUAGAUAGAGGAAUUAUUUUUUAAGUCUUGCGGUAAUAGUGUAACAAUUUCUCAUUCUCAGUAACUGUUGGGACUUAUAUGCAUGUAACCACAGUGCUUGCUCAUGCUGUCUAGUACUUGGAAAUCUGUAUUUAAAUGCCAAAUAAUCUUCCAGCUACUGCUGCUUCUAGAAUUAUCUCUUAAUCCUCUUUAGUAAUUUGGUGACUGUCCAGAAAAAAAUAGAUGUCUGUAUUAAUUGGCCAAUAUCAUACCAUACCUUACCUUCUUCUAUGGAAUGAUUUAUUCUAUCUUUUGUAUUUCAGAAGGAAUAUAAUUAAAUCUAUUUAAUAAAAAAAAAUACAACUUUAUUAAAUUUGUCAUGUUUUGGGCUGAGAAUUUUCACUGCUAAAAUCAAGACUUUGUUUUCUCUAAACUGAGAUGACUGUCCUUUUAACAUUACUGCAUGAUGAAAUUUCUAAGUUUUGUUUUUAUGCUGUUGAAGACAUAUAUAAUUUAAAAUCUUAUCUACCAUCUCUUUUCUUGAUCUUCUAGACUUAUUUAUGUAAAAUGCUACCUUGAACUUUUCCUUCUUUGUUAGCCACAUGACACUACGUGUCAAUAAUAUGAUGGGAGGUCGGUUCUUGGAUCCAUUACUACUGUUAGAGCAGAAUCCUACAAAGUGAUCACCAAAGCAGACGCCAGUCACUUUCGAAGUGCACACUUGCCUUAGACCAGACUGGCUCAGUCCUUUCUUACCUUAUGUAAGGCUUUUAAAGUCAGAUACAUGAUUAACAACAAAGCACCUUUCUCUUUUCCAACACUACAUUCUUACCUGAUUUUCUUUCUUUGUAAAAGAAACCACAUUAAUUCCCCUUUUGGCCUAUUGCAGGAAGCAAGUUUGUUUUCCACUUUGUGGAAGCCUUUUCUUUCCUAAAGGAGAUCCAUGCAUACUCUUGGAAAACACCUUGAGGGGUAUGGGGAAAUAUUCUGGAGAGUAAUAAUUAAUUAUUGAAUAUUUUCUGAUUUAAAACUGCUCACCUGAAAUUGAUACUUUCAGAAGAACACAUAUGGAAGUGAUUCAAAUUCACUAAGAUACUGAGUAUUGAAAUGUCACUGCAGAAAUGGAGUGUGAUGUUCUUGUUUUGGCUACCUGUGCUCAUAAUGCUUUCCCCUUGAGCUUAUUCUGUUAUAGAUUCAUAUCUUGUGUUGAAUUAUUUUGGAAGUUACUGGGUCAAUAUUCUAUGGAAUGUAUUCUGAGGCAGAACAUUCAGAGGAAAGUUAAUAUAAAAAUUACCUAGAAACUGAUUCUCUGCACCAGUUGUAUCUUACUGGUUGGUCUUAUCACUGGAAACUGGAACCCUUGAUGAUCAAAAUUAAUAUUGAAAUGGUUUUAUAUGUGAGGUUAGACACAUUCAGGUACAAGGUGGGAAUACUGACUUGGAUAGAGGCGCAAGCACCUAUUACAUGGUUUGGGGUAUUUUGGCUUUUGGAGACUUGGUGGUAUAGUAGAGCAAGUUAUCACUAUAGGUAGACAAACAUCUUCAAAUGGUUUUCUCAUUAAUAUACAUAAUCUACUACCUUUAGAAAGGAAAAAGAAGAAUGGGGAGUGUUUUAAAAAUGCAUGAUGUGUCCUAGGCUUAUGUAAGUGCUGCCCAGGGAUACUGAGGAAGCAUGUAGCGCCUUCCCCAGACAGCAUCCUUAGUGGAACUCAGUGCCCCACAGAUAGGCCUUCUGCUUGCUCAUUCCUCUGUACUGUCAUAGAGGGCCCCUGCCGUGAUGGUGUGGUCAUGUUUCCUGCCAAGACCACCUCCCAUCAGGUAUACCUUAGCCAGGCCUCAGGGCUGCAGACAGCAAAGCUCCAUAGAAAUACCUCACCCCACUUCAGGAUCCUCCCUCCUGAGCCGAGACAUGCCAGGGUCCUGGUGCAAUGCAGAUGGUUUCAAUGCUGAUGUCAGAUAAAGUUUUGAAAAAUGUACUCAACUUUUUCAUCUUUUCUAUUUUAUUUUUGUAAUUUAUAUUGUACACAACCCUGGAAGUAACUAUUUUGGACACAUAUUUUUAUAAGCCAGGUAAUUUAUUAGUAGCCUGGAAGUUGACUAGGUUUGUUUUGUUUGUUGGCUUAGUUUCCAGUCAAAAAGGAAAUGAUACCCUCCCCCUAUGUCAAGUCUUAAUUUCAAGUGCAGGUUCCAGAGAGCAGACAAAGUCUGUCAGAGUAGGACAGACAGCAGCUUGGGGGCCACAGGCUGCUCAGAGCUUCUCACAGAGAUAGAAGGAGGGCCUGUUCUUGUCUUUAGGACCUGAAACUAAAAGCCACAGUACUGAAAGGAGAAAACCCUUGGCAGAGCCCCUCACUAACUCCCAGAGUCCACAUUUGAAACACCGACUGGGAUACUAGUUUAAUCCAGAUUUGAUGCUGUGUAAGUUGUGGUGAUGAUUUAUGAGUUCAUCUGGUCGCUAUCUGAUGUAAUUCCUCUGGUGUUUCAUACUGAUAGUAAAUACAGGUGUGACAUUUUAGAUUGCAUAUCUCAAAAGUAACAUUGCCUAAUAUUUUAUAAUAAAAUAUAUUAUGUGUGUUUUGAUUGGUAAAAAUAAUACAGAUACAUUUUAAAAGAGAAGUGUAUAGCAUGUCCAAUUUUUGUGUCUCUAAGUGACAAUUGACUGUAUAUUUCUACAUCACCAUCUCUGAUUACAGGUUUAACGUGUACAUGGGUAGAUGUCGGUGUGUCAUCAUUUCAGUCAAUCUGAGCAAAUGUUUUUAAAUUGAAAGGCAAAUGUUGUUACUUCUCCCACGGAAAACUAUUCUGCAAAUUUCAAAUACGUACAAAAUCGAAAAUUCAGAGUGCUGGUGUAAUUAUUUCUCAUACAGUAUAACCAGGAGAAUCCACCAAUCCACCCUUCCUUAUAUUACUUAAAACUUUACUGGUACUUGUGCUGUUAUGGUUUUGUGCACAAGAUGAGUCAUUUUCAUUUUGCUUCUGAUUUGGGGUUACUUUAGGAUGUUCACUACUUAAAAUCACAGGAGUCAUAGGGCCCACCCUCAAGGGCUUGCUUUCUUUUUCUCUGUUUAAAAAGACUAGAAACACCUUAAGUAAAGGAGCAUCCAAUUAUUUUUCAAGGUCUCUGGAGAAGGAAGGAGAACAUUUCUUUUGCUACUGGUCUGGGCUACAUUUCUCUCACUCUUGGCCCACUUUCAAUUUAAACAGUACAGAAAUACUUUCUAUUUAUCGACUGAAGCGGCACCUGUAGGUAGGUAACAUUAUUUGGUGGAAGGAAGGGCAAUGCUUCAAAAUAAUGGAAUGUUGUCCUGAAGAUUGUGUGGAUACAUGUGUGAAUUUGAGCCUCGGGUUACCUUUGACAAUAAGGCAGCUAUUUGAGUUUUUUGUUUGUUUUUAAUCAGGAAAAUUGGUAACAAACUCAGUAAUAAUGAUGACAGAGUGACCAGUCACAUUUCUGUGAGGCCAUAUGUGACCAUGAUUUAAGAGGGACCCACAGCCUCCCUCAGUUCCUGCUCUCACCCACUGGGAACUUGUCUGCUCUGGCCUCAAAGCCUGGGACCACAUGCUCUUUCACAAUUUGAAAGACCAAAGCUUUGAGGCUCAGGGGUCUUUGUGAGCAGGGGUCUUAGCUACUGUCCUUUGCUGCCUGGUUUUCUAGAGUUGAAUGGGAAAAUCCAGAAUGGGUUUUGUCACUCCGGAGGAGCACAGGUCAGGAGGGGAGCAGGUUUGCCCUCUACCUGCUGUGGUGCAGCUGUGAUGAUCUCAUUCAUAUUGUAGUCUUAAAUUCCUUUGAGAAUCUGAUGAAAACAACCCCCUCUCUGCUCCAGGCCCUGGUAGAUACAAUGGUGACAACCCCUUUCUAAAAGCUGCUUCUAGAUUUUUCCUGUUCUUGAAGGGAAACAGAGCUUAGAGGAGACUGUGCUGGUCUUUUCUACUCUUUACCAGCUUUUUGACAUUGGUUUUCACACAGAUGUUGGAUGUAAAGCAGGACAUCUUCACUUUUGGUCAGCAUUAGUGUUUGAUACUAAAAAAAAAAAAAAAGACUAUAGGGGCUUAGUUCCAGUGAAAUGGAUCAUUUUCAUCAUGCUUUCCAUAUGAAAAUUGGUGCAAGUUUGAAAAGUAGGUGCUACCAGCUUAUGGUGAUCAUGGAAACAGGCAUAAUUCAAUGCCUCUUCAUUUCAAAGAAGUAAUAGUUCCAUGCUGAACUUUGGAGUGAACUCUCAUCUUUCACUCAAAUCCCUAUUUUAAAUUAUUGAUUCUUUCAUUAAUAUUUUCUCAGAAAGCCUUCCUAUGACUUUCUUAGACUUUUUUUGCCAUACUUAAAAUUCAUUCUCUCUUACACAUUUAAAUUUCAUAGUAAUAUGAAUGGAGGGGGAAGUUCUCUAUUUCAUUCCUACCUCAUCCAGGGCAGGAAUCACUUGAAGAGCACACUCAGCCCCUGUUCAGAUAGUUGUAAUAAAAGGAGUGCCCUUCCCACUGGCUUUUGUGUACUUUCUCAACUUUGAUAUUAGCAAAUACUUUCUGCAAAUGAACAAAAUCUGGCUCCCACAGCUUCCACCAUGGGUUCCAGACUUUUCUUUUAGAUGAACUUGAGCAAACAUGACCCAUAUUUAUGUAACAGGCUUUACAACAUUGGUUGGAGAGGUAAGCAUAGAAUUGUCCUUCCUUCUACCGGUUAAACUUAAAGUUCUUCUAACUUUCCCUCACUUGAGUCCCCUCCCCACAACCCAGAGCCUCACUACUGUGGUGCAGAAGUAAACAGGAUGUUCCAGAUACAGGCUGAGCAGUACACCUCCAAACAAGCCCCCCAUUAAUCAAUGCAGUCUCAGGUGGCCUUAACAGCCUCAUUGUACUCAGAACCAGAGUCCAUCAAAAUUAAUGUGUUUUGUGAUGUGAUAGUUAAUCCUGUCAUCUUACUGACUGUCCUCUUCCUCUGUAAAAUUGUGACAUCUGUCAGUUUUAUGAGCAUGAAUGCGCCUUUUGAAAAAAUCCAUCCCAGUGGUGAUCAACAGCCUAGAAUGGCAGGACAGAGCCCUCAGGUACAUCCCAGCAGUCACUGUGACUGAGCCCAGGUGACCAGCACUUUGUCCCUGCCUCAGUAGGGCUUCUCAGCUCAACAUCAUCAUCAUUCAGUUCCAGCCUUCUGUUGUUUCUCUGUGAAUAAAGAAGUGGUGUGUUUUGAAGUCUAUGUGGCCAUGAUUCCAUAAAGGUCCAUUCCACCUAACACCAAGCAGCUGUCCUGUGUGUGACCUGACUACAGAACUGUAGUCAGUGACUUCAGAAAUUUGCUCACCAUGAGCAUACUUUACCUAUUUUCAACAAAUAGUAGUCCUGCUAUUUUGUUUUUAUUUAAUUUUAAUCAAGCUAUAGCGCCACAUAAAAUGUC